CACCACCACAUCCAGCUUGGGUGUUCCUGAGAGGGAUUCUGGAGGUGGGGUUCUAGUGCUCAUAGUGCGUUAGAAUGGGUGGGUAGGGCUGGGGAUAUAGCUCAGUGGCAUAAGUGCCUGCCUGGCAAGCGCAAGGUCCUGAGUUUGAUUCCCAGUACCAAAAAAAGAAAAAAAAGAAUGGGUGGGUGUGGCUGGCCCCAAUGAGAAAGACCCCAUCUCAGCAGACUGGUGGCAGCUGACAGGUCCACGGGCAUGGGUAGCACCGGGCAAGCCCCAUCUACUCUCACCUACCUAUGAAGGGUUCUUCUUGAGCCAGCAGUGGGCCAGGCAGGUGACCUCAGCAUCUCUCCAGUCUCAAGCCCUGUGUCAGCUUCCGGUACCUAAGAGCCCAUCGUUCUCAGGCUAAAGGACUCUGCUGGGUUUGUGGCCUGAGCCAAGAAUGCUGCUAGCAAGCAGAGGUGGUCCUGGAGCUGGGACAGAAAGCACUCGGCACAGGCUCUGUGCCACCAGCAGGGAGGGCUCCAGCCAGCUGCUCUCGUCCUGUGGGGGAGACGCCACGUAGGGCCCUUGCUGUCCAGCCAAAGGACUGGCUCCUUUUCUGUAGCUGAUCUGUGCUGGCUGAGGGGCUCCCUGGAGUGCACUGGGUGGGCGUCGGGGGACUCUGUAGCGACCUUUGAGGGGAAAAACAGGAAGGCAGGGUUACCGCCUGGGGUCUUCCUGCACCAGGGAGGGCUGAGCCAAAACUGUCUGCUACACACUCCUCUUCCCAUUAACUGUAACUGCCAAAGCAGGGCUUCCCCACUCCUAAGGCUGGAAAGAGGCCUGGGAGGAGACGAGGCUACAGCCAGCCCCACCCUCGCGCCUGACACGCACAGCAGAGCUGGAGCAGCCGGUGGAAAGCUGGGAGUGGUGUGUGGCUGGCAGAUAAGGGGCCAGAGCUGCUGGACUGAGAGAGACUGAGGACGUGGUGGGCAUGGCCGGGGCGCUGCGGGGCCUGCUUCACCUGGUGGCUGCCAUCUGUCUCCUCCCUGGGGUGACUGUGACCCCACACCUUGCAGGGCAGUCCGUGGACAGCGCCAGCAUGGGAGGUGGCCUGCAGGAGCCAGAGGCCCCGGAAGUGAUGUUUGAGUUGCUCUGGGUCGGGCUGGAGCUGAACGUCACAGGGCAGCUGCACAUCUUGGACGAGGAACUGGCAUCCACACGGCCAGGACGCCGCCUCCAGCUCCUCCUGCAGCAGCUCACGCCCAGGGACUUGGAGGGUGCUGAGCGGCGGCUGCAGCAGCUCCAGGCCCUGCGGGAGGGGCCUCCCCUCAGCCCUUGGGACUUCCAGCAGCUGCUCCUCACAGGCCUGUCCUGCAUCUACCGGCUGCAUGCGGCCAGUGAGGCUGAGGAGAGGGUUCGCUGGGCACACGUCUUCACCCUGCUGACACAGGAAGUGCUCUGGGACCUGUGCAAGGACUUCUGUCCCCAGGGCCAGCCCCCUUCCCUGGAGACCUGGGCCUCCAUCUUUGACCCUGUCCCCUGACCCCCCGCUUUCACCUGCCAUUUCCUCCUCCCCUCGAUCCGAGCUGGACCCGUCCUGGGCAGGGCUCCCACGGACACCUGGCUCUGCCUACUCAGACCUCUGGGCUUGGCUUGCACCCUGGGAACCUCUACCCCGAUGCUUACCCCACCCUACCCUGCUCCCUGCACCCUGAAAGGCGCCGAGUCCAGGGCCUGGGUGCAGGUGGCAGGCACACAGCUAACGGCAGGGCCUGAAGACAGUGCGCCUGUGGGAGCCAGGCCUCGGGACUGAGAACGGUGUUUAAGUGAUGGAAACCGCCCCAAGCAAGCUCAGCGCUGACCCUGUGACUCCCGGCCGGCAGGCAAUGGGGGAGGCCCUGUGGGAUCCCAGCACCCAGUCCUCAUCUCCACAGCCCCUUCAAGCCUGAGCAAGGCUCCGCCCCGCUCCCCACCCCCGGGCCCAGCGCCCCAGCCGGCCAGAGCGCAGACUGGGCUGCCCAAGUGUCUGUCCGUGGAGGGGAGGAAAGCAGGUGGAAGAACAUUAUGUCUUUGGGGAGGGAGGAAAAAAUGACUUUGGUUCCAUGUCAACAAGCCUCCAAAGAGCGUGUCUGCCAGAAUGGGGCCGGAAGGGGACCCACCAUUCGGACCAGCUGCGGGAGGCUGGCUGGGUGGAGCCCUGCCUGUGUAGCUCUUCCCAUAAAGGACUGCUCUG
This is a messenger RNA of Chinchilla lanigera (long-tailed chinchilla), 2215 nucleotides long. RefSeq names its product family with sequence similarity 180, member B (gene Fam180b). Lineage: Eukaryota; Metazoa; Chordata; Mammalia; Rodentia; Chinchillidae. The coding region runs from base 974 to 1525 and encodes 183 amino acids. The record is from RefSeq and is a predicted model, not a curated record. The transcript has 3 exons.